This is a messenger RNA of Columba livia (rock pigeon), 5507 nucleotides long. RefSeq names its product solute carrier family 26 member 9 (gene SLC26A9). Gene Ontology annotation, biological process: transmembrane transport. The transcript is spliced from 21 exons. The record is from RefSeq and is a predicted model, not a curated record. Gene Ontology annotation, molecular function: chloride transmembrane transporter activity; sulfate transmembrane transporter activity; oxalate transmembrane transporter activity. The coding region runs from base 153 to 2573 and encodes 806 amino acids. Gene Ontology annotation, cellular component: plasma membrane. NCBI's taxonomy places the organism in Eukaryota, Metazoa, Chordata, Aves, Columbiformes, Columbidae.
GACUGAGGUGAUUUAUAAAUGACUCACUGGGCUCCUCGGAGCGCAGAGCUCCGCACAGCUCCUCCGGAGCACCUCUUGGACGGGGCUUUUCUCUCCACAUCUGCAGCUCCCCUCGCAGAAUCGGCCCUUUCUCUGCCCGGCCAGGCGCAGAGAUGAGCCACGCCAGGCCUCGCUAUGUCAUCGAACGUCCCGCGUAUUCCGUCAGCCUCUUCGAUGAAGAGUUCGAGAAGAAAAGCAGAAGUUACCCCGUUGGGGAAAAGUUGAAAAACCUUUUCAGAUGUUCAGCUUCCAGAUUCAAAGUCAUCCUCUACAGCCUGUUCCCAAUACUUGUGUGGCUCCCCAAGUAUAAAAUUAAGGACUACGUUUUGCCUGAUGUUCUCGGUGGGCUCAGUGCGGGGACGAUUCAAGUGCCACAAGGUAUGGCCUUCGCGCUGCUGGCCAACCUGCCACCCGUCAAUGGGCUCUACUCCUCCUUCUUCCCCCUGGUAACAUAUUUCUUCCUUGGCGGUAUCCGUCAGAUGGUCCCAGGUACUUUUGCUGUCAUCAGCAUUAUUGUUGGCAACGUCUGCCAUGAGCUGGCUCCGGAGUCGGACUUCGAGUACCUCAACCAUACUACCAAUGAGAUCAGCGUGAACACCACAGCCCUGGAAGCAGCCAGGCUGGAGAUCUCUGCCACGCUGGCCUGCCUGACAGCCAUCAUACAACUGUGCCUGGGAUUCGUGCAGUUUGGCUUUGUUGCCAUCUACCUCUCCGAGUCUUUCAUCAGGGGUUUCAUGACAGCAGCAGGGCUGCAGAUCCUCAUCUCCGUGCUCAAGUACGUCUUCGGCUUGACGGUCCCAUCUUACACCGGGCCCUUAGCUAUCGUCUACACGUUCAUUGAUAUUUGUAAAGGUCUGCCUAAAACCAACGUGGCCUCCCUGGUCUACGCCUUGGUCAGCGCCGUGCUCCUGAUCAUUGUCAAGGAGCUCAACCUAAAGUAUAUGAAUAAGAUCCGGAUGCCCAUCCCCAUGGAGAUCAUCAUUGUAAUAGUUGCGACUGCAAUCUCCGGUAGCUUCAACAUGCCUGAGAAGUACGGCAUGCCCGUUGUUGGGGUGAUCGGCAUGGGGUUCCCAGCACCGACCCUGCCCCUGGUGAACAAGUGGAAGGACAUGAUCGGCACAGCUUUCUCGCUCGCCAUCGUGGGCUACGUGAUCAACCUGGCCAUGGGGAGGACGCUGGCGGCCAAGCAUGGCUACGACGUGGACCCCAACCAGGAAAUGCUGGCCCUGGGCUGCAGCAACUUCUUUGGAUCCUUCUUCAAAAUCCACGUGAUCUGCUGUGCUCUCUCCGUCACUCUCGCCGUCGAUGGGGCAGGAGGGAAAUCACAAGUGGCAAGUUUCUUUGUGGCCUUGGUGGUCAUGGUGACCAUGUUGGCUCUGGGGAUCUACCUCGAACCUCUUCCAAAGUCCGUCCUGGGAGCUCUCAUUGCCGUGAACCUGAAAAACUCCCUCAAGCAGCUGGCCGAUCCCUUCUACCUGUGGAAGAAGAGCAAGCUGGACUGUCUGGUCUGGCUCGUCAGCUUCCUCUCCGCUUUCUUCCUGAGCCUUCCCUAUGGAGUUGCUGUCGGUGUGGGAUUUUCCGUGCUGGUUGUGGUAUUCCAUACCCAGUUUCGUAACGGCUCUGCCCUGGGCCAAGUAAUUUCCACUGACAUCUACAAGAACCCUAAAGACUACAACAAGGUACACGAACUUAAUGGGAUUAAAAUUGUGACCUACUGCUCACCGCUGUAUUUUGCCAACUCAGAGAUAUUCCGCGAGAAGAUUAUAGCCAAGACCGGGGUGGAUCCCGGUAAAGUGUACUUAGCCAGGAAGAAAUAUGUGAAACAGCAGGAGAAGGGGACAGCACAACCACCAACACAGCUACCGAAAUUCUUACUGGGGCAGAACAAGACCUUGUCUUUGCAAGAGCUCCAGAAAGACUUCGAAAGCACCUCUCCAACAGAUACCAACAACAACCAGACGACUGCUAAUGGUGCCAGCAUCUCCUACGUCACCUUCCGUCCGCCCGCCAACGGCGCUGGGCAGGUCCACACCUCCAGUGAGCUGGGCAGCACCUCUACGCUGCAAAGAAGCACUUUCAGCGUCACACCUACGGCAAAUGUUGACCCUGUGAUGGCAGCACCGCCAUAUAUCAGCUUUCACACCAUCAUCCUGGACAUGAGCGGAGUGUGUUUUGUUGACCUAAUGGGCACAAAAGCACUAGGCAAGCUGUGUUCCAGUUAUCAGAAGAUUGGGAUUAAAGUGUUCUUGGCAAAUGUACAUGCCCAGGUGUACAAUGACAUUAGCACAGGUGGAGUCUUUGAAGAAGGAGGCCUGGACCGAAGUCACAUCUUCUUGACCAUCCACGAUGCUGUUUUGUUUGCCCUGGCAAACAGCAGAGAAGUUGUCCACCCACUCGUCUCAGAAGAGAGGCCGCACCAGACGGAGCUCUCCAUCUCCGACGAGUCCGUGGAUGAAAGCAGUGCAGAGUUCAAGAACUUGGAGGAGGAGAUGUUUGGCAGCAUGUUCCACUCAGAGACCCAGACAGCUCUGUGAGCAGCGGCGUGCAGGCAAACCCCCCCGAACAGACUCCUCUCUUCCAUCCCUCCGUGAAGAGCUGCGCUUCCACCCGGGGAUACAAUAAGUUUGCAAAGCAAGAGGCCAUCGCACCUCUCAAACUGAUCAAUUCCUCCCUCCACUGCUUCUGCUACUCAGAGCAGCGGAUACUGGAGCAGAAAAUAGAAAUCUCCAGAAGCAGGAAUUCAGGAAAAAGCCAUGUCAUUAAUUACAGAAGAGAAGCGAGUUCAUUUGAAGGCAGGUGCCUUAACACAUGGGACGAUCACUCAUUUUUGCCAAGUGCUUUUUGUCUCACACAGUCGCACUCUUCUGUCUGCACAGGCACCAUGUAAUUUGGGCACCCCCCUCCUUUCUUUCCCCGCUCCCUCUUUUCCUGAUGAAGUACAAGCAAAUAUUAAGAGCCUUUCACAGCUUCAACUCACGAGCAAAAGCAACUCUUGCAAGACGCGUUUGGACUCGAUGAUCCUGAAGGCCUCUUCCAACUGAAAUGAUUCUAUGAUGCAGUUUUGUAACACGAUGCUGUUCAAAAACAUGCACUGACCAUUGGGGUGUCCGCACAGUGAGUGCGACCUCCCAGAUUUCCCUGCGUGCCACCCCCUCCGCCUUCCCCGUGUCCCCUCCUCCAUGUCCCCAUAAUGUCCCAGACACCGCUGCUGCAAUCCCAUCCCGUAUUUCUGACACCCAAAGACCUCCACACUGUCUCAGCAGAGCUACUUUCUAACAACAUUUCUUUUUCUUGCUAAUAGGACUAGUUUGUAAUCACAAAUAAGAAUCCCUUGUCACCGUGUGUUAUGUGCACAUAUUCUCCUGCCCGCCUCACGGGUUGAACAUGUGUUCAAAGACUCAGGGUCCAGCUCAAACCCUCUCUCAAGGUUUUUAGGGACCUUUCCACUGACGGAACAGCGUGGAUGGCACAGCAGCGUUCACCCCAAGGCUGUUCUGACUCCCUUCCCAUCCUCUAGUUGAUCGGAAUGACUCAAAGCUUUAGUCCAGAACAUGGCUGAGUGCUUUGGGGAGAUAUUUGUUUUUCGCAAAUCAUUUUGAUCACAAGUAGCAAAUUCAGGGACAGGGCAGGAAGCCCCUUCUGCACACACUUCAUAAUGCCAUCGAUCCAGAGCAGGAAAACUGAAAUUUGAGUGUAUUUUAUGUCUUCAACUCAGGACCAGCCCAAGUGACACCCUGUGCUAUGGUGACGAGCUCUCAAGUGGUCACUUGUGCAGCAAGAGUCAUCUCUUGUAUGGGAUGGCAUAUUUCCAUAACAAUUUUCCACUACAUUAGAUUAUUUUUGCUAAAAUUCACCACAGACUGAUGCUACCAGGACCAUCUACCUCUCAGGCAAACACGCCUGCCUCACUAACCCACCGACACACAGCUGAGAUCUUAAUAAUUUCUAAAGAAUCUGACAUUCUUUUACAUUUGAGUGAUGCUAAUAGCAACUGCUAUUUUAGCUUCCUUUUCUGAUGCCUUCCCUUCCUACCCAGUGCUGAUGUUGUGACAGUAAUGACAAGAUGACAAUAUAAAGCCUGAAAAAUCUAAGCAUAAACCAGGGGUUGAAGGGACACUUCUUUCUUCAGUGCAUUUCAACCUCAAACGUGGCUUUUAUGAAGAUAAGGUUAUAAAAAAAAAUUAAGAUAAAGACACAUACUUCAAUUGCAAUGGAAACAAUUUCUUUUGUUUGAAUUUCAAAUCUUCCUACAAAGUGUUUCAGCAUUGGGAUAAAACGCAAGAGGCGACAAGAAAAACUGAACAGUGAUGGAAGUAAAACUGGAUAGUUUGUUAUCUUUCCAUGCUUGCAAAAAAUAAAGACUGGCCUUAAUAAUGAAAGUCAAUUAUAUUUUUUAAAGUUAUUUCUGUUUUAUUACUCCAAGAUACUAAAAAGCCAAUUGCUAGAAGGCUUUCUGGGGAGAGAAAGUGGGGCUUUCCAACAGCUCCCAGACGUCUCAUUUUUAAGGAAAAUAGAGUUUUGUGAACCAUCAUUAAAGGAAACGACAUCAGGACUCAGCCAGCUUGGUUUGAUAUGUAAUAACACCUCAUUAACUAAGUCACCAUUUCUCCACCUCAGUUUCUGAUUAUGUGGUACAGGAGAGAGUAAUAAAACCAAAAGAGGUUAGUUUCCAAAAGGAAAAACCCACUAACUAAUGGUGAUUAUGUUUUUUAAUCUUAGACAGCAGUGAUUUUUCCAAAAUCCAUGUAUAGCUUGUUCUAUAAGGUAAAAUCAAGAGAUUAAUUCUCUUAAAUUAUCUUUGAGGGUGAUUACUCAUGGUCUUUCGUUACCGCCUGAGUUUUCCUUUUACUUGCUUGUUUGAAGAAAGCAACAAAGAAAUCGGUGCAACAGAACAAGAAACUUUCCUACAGUAGCUAAUCGAUACUUCUGUCUCUCUGAGGUGGCACCACUUUAAACAAGGAAAAUUCCAAUUUCCAGUUCUUCAUUCAAGCUUAAUUACAGAAUGCUGAUUCCACAGUCUCAGGGCCUGAUGGGCCAAACACAAGAAGCCUCAGAGCAAUAGACCAUGUAUGAAAAAUAAAUUGCAUUUCUUGAAGUUCCUACAAACAGAAUGGAUGGGAUGUCAAGAGAGGCGGCAACAGCAGUGACCAUAUGCUCUGCGAUUCUGAUGACCUGGGCGGAAGGAUAUGUCAUUUCUGGAGCCAUGGGCAGAUUCCAGCAAUAACAUCAGUCUUUAUUUCUAAGUGCCCAGGUAAGAGAAUUAGGGAAGCACAAAUUCACGCUGGGGUAGAAAAAUUAUAAUUUCAAGUGUCCAUUUUUUGCUAUUAAAGUAAGUGAUGUCGACAUGUAAUGGCUCUGAAGCCUUACGUGAUAAACGCAUGAUAUAUAACCCGCUCAGAAAUGUUUGUAAUUUAUUUAAUUUAAUACUGGGUUUGUUCUUUUUUUGAUAAUAAAGAAUGUGCGAACAA